This is a messenger RNA of Eleginops maclovinus (Patagonian blennie), 2240 nucleotides long. It is a transcript of the gene ldha, whose product is annotated as lactate dehydrogenase A4. Gene Ontology annotation, cellular component: cytoplasm. The record is from RefSeq and is a predicted model, not a curated record. Gene Ontology annotation, molecular function: L-lactate dehydrogenase (NAD+) activity. The transcript has 8 exons. Lineage: Eukaryota; Metazoa; Chordata; Actinopteri; Perciformes; Eleginopidae. Bases 213 to 1211 code for a protein of 332 amino acids. Gene Ontology annotation, biological process: lactate metabolic process; pyruvate metabolic process.
CAUCCUGCCCCAUACAUACGUGCCAUUCAGCAUGCUCCUCCACAGCGGAUCCAGCCGGUCUCAUUAGAAUAUUACGUAACGUCUACGGAGGAGGCUGUCUUUAUAUACCGGGAGACACCCACUCUGCAGCACCACUUCUGCGGAAAAGCUGCACUCGGAAGGAACAGACACAUUCCACUUCGUGUUUCCACCUGUCUAGCUGAAGACUCAAGAUGUCCACCAAGGAGAAGCUGAUCAGCCAUGUGAUGAAAGAGGAGCCUGUUGGCAGCAGGAACAAGGUGACGGUGGUGGGUGUCGGCAUGGUGGGCAUGGCCUCUGCCAUCAGCAUACUGCUCAAGGACUUGUGUGAUGAGCUGGCCAUGGUUGAUGUGAUGGAGGACAAGCUGAAGGGUGAGGUCAUGGACCUGCAGCAUGGAUCCCUCUUCCUGAAGACACACAAGAUUGUGGGAGACAAGGACUACAGUGUGACAGCCAACUCCAAAUUGGUGGUGGUGACUGCCGGCGCCCGCCAGCAGGAAGGCGAGAGCCGUCUGAACCUUGUGCAGCGCAACGUCAACAUCUUCAAGUUCAUCAUCCCAAACAUCGUCAAGUACAGCCCCAAUUGCAUCCUGAUGGUGGUUUCUAACCCAGUGGACAUCCUGACCUAUGUGGCCUGGAAGCUGAGUGGUUUCCCCCGACACCGCGUCCUUGGCUCUGGCACCAACCUGGACUCCGCCCGUUUCCGUCACCUCAUUGGAGAGAAGCUCAACCUCCACCCUUCCAGCUGCCACGCCUGGAUCAUUGGAGAACAUGGAGACUCCAGUGUGCCUGUUUGGAGCGGUUUGAAUGUUGCUGGAGUGUCUCUGCAGGGCCUGAACCCACAGAUGGGCACAGAGGGUGACAGUGAGAACUGGAAGGCUAUUCAUAAAGAGGUGGUUGAUGGGGCCUAUGAGGUUAUUAAGCUGAAGGGCUACACUUCCUGGGCCAUUGGUAUGUCUGUGGCUGACCUGGUGGAGAGCAUCCUUAAGAACCUGCACAAAGUGCACCCUGUGUCAACACUGGUCCAGGGCAUGCAUGGAGUAAAGGAUGAGGUCUUCCUGAGCGUCCCGUGUGUCCUGGGCAACAGCGGCCUGACAGAUGUGGUUCACAUGACACUGAAGGCCGAAGAGGAGAAGCAGGUGCAGAAUAGCGCCGAGACCCUGUGGGGCGUACAGAAGGAGCUCACCCUGUGAAGAGCAUUCCUCUGAAUCCACUCCGACUCCCUCCUUCUGUACCUCCUGUGCCCCUUACUGCAGCAGGCGAAUGAAACCUCUGAAUGUCUAAAAAGGCCAAGUGUGUGUGUAGCUGAACUAAUGGAGGCGAUAUUUUAACUUUAGGUAUUCAAAUAUGGGUGUCAUUUCACUUUGCCGCUUCCCUUACAUCUUCCUCCCUCCAUGACUGAAUAUUUGGAAAAGCAACUGGUAUUUUAGCCUUCCAGCUUAGACUGUGUUGGAGUGAAGGUGUAUCUGUUGUUGUCUUGUCUACACGAGAAGAUUCGAUGUACUGUAAUGUUUCUGUGCACUGUUACUGCUUCUCUCUUUGUCUGUAGUUUGUAUUUAUUCUGUGAUUGUUGCCAGUUGUUUUUUUCCACUUGGUCAUCUCUUUAUAUUUUAUUUCGAGUAUAAUGGAGACAUUCCACUCACUAUGAGGAGGGCUUCCUAAGUCAUAAUAACACUGCUGCAAACAUCCCUUUGAUAAAAUCCUGUGAUACCAAAGUACCUUGAGUUUAUCAAUGCUACGUUUACUGGUUGGCAUUGAAGCCUUUUUAAACAAAUCCAACCACAAGUGCACUGACAGAAAAAUAUUUGAAAAGUCAAGGUUUAAAAUAAUGGUUAGAAAGGAGAAUUAGAAUACGGUUGCCAACAAAGUGACCUAAUUUAACUCAACUAAGAGAUAACGGAGAACCAAAUGGGAAAGAGUCAGCUACAAUCAUGGCCUAGCUUCAAGUUAGGAAUCAUAACAGAAAGAUCUUGAAGGUGUUUGAGUACGCACCAUAAAUACCCUCAAAGGGUUUUGUAUUUAUUUUACUUCACUCCGAAAAGGUCAUCAAGAGAAAAACAAAGGUAUUAUUUAUAUCUGUUAAUACAGUUAGGUUCUAUUUAUGUAUUAAUGUUACAACCUUAGAUAUGGUCUAUCUAUCAAUGAGGAAUUUUACCUGUCAUGGCAGCUGGAUAAUGGUGAUUCUUUUGCUGUAACAUCAAAUAAAUCUGCCUGGAUAGUGA